Molecule: messenger RNA, 1179 nt
Organism: Sordaria macrospora k-hell
Lineage: Eukaryota; Fungi; Ascomycota; Sordariomycetes; Sordariales; Sordariaceae
Source: RefSeq, a predicted model, not a curated record
AUGGUUAAGAAAAAGCAGGAAGAAGUGCCCCCCGAACAGGAGGCCGCACAACUUGCAUUGCUUUACGAGUACCGUAAAAAAUGGGACAAUGUCUCGCCCGAGGAAAAGGCCAGACAGGCCGCGGAAGACGCUGAGCGGUUGGAGAACGAGAUAGCCGCCGCUAAGAUCAUAGAGGAGAAAAAAGCGGCCAAAGCAUUGCAAACGGCCACCAACGUAGCGGCGCGCAAGGCAAAGCAAGCCGAGGCGGCGGCUAGGCGGGAAGAGAGGGAGAGGAAGCGAAAGCGGGAAGACGAGGUUGGCUCGGGAAGCAGUACAUCCGCCGAGAAUCCGGAGGACCCUUCUCCCGCCUCUAAGAGGCGAGGAAGACCGCUGGGCAGUAAGAAUCGGCCCAAGGUCGUACCCUCUCAAGGCCCUUCGCUCGUCAACCAGGGGCAGCAAGGUGACGCCAACAAUCACGCGGGCACUGACACCUCCACCGACCCCAUCAUCAUUCCUCCGAGCCCGCAACCUCCGCAGAAGAGAAAGCGUGGAAGGCCUCCCAAGAAUCAGGCCAAGGCUGGGCAACAGGAGCUGACGCCGCCCCUCACCCCUCCGCCCGUCAACCAUGUACAGCAGGGCAACAAUGCUCACAACCCCACGGGCAUCGCCCUUGACCCCAUUCCUCUCUUCCCACCGGGCCACCGGGAAGUUAUCGAGCGGGAGUUUUUCUACCCAGAGCCUGAACAAGAGAGAGGACCGCAACUCCCGCUCGAUAACUUCCCGACGGCCCGGUGGGAAGAGUCAUGGCAACAACAGCAGGGUAACAAUGUUUACAACCCCACGGCCAUCUCCCUCGACCCCAAUGCUCUUUUCUACCAAGAGCCUGAGAGGGGACCGCAAGUCCCUCUCGAUUACUUCCAGGCGGCGGCGCAGUCGAAAGCAUCAUGGCAACAACAACAACAACAACAGCCUGCCUACUACGCCCAAGAUCAGGCUCAGAGCGAGCCUGUGCCCUGUGGAAGCGAGGAAAAGGCUGAAGAAGAAGACAGCGGAGCUGGAUGGUUGGACAUGGGCGGGGACGAUGCCUAUUGGGGCGAGCUGCUUAGGCCCGUCGAGGAAUAUGGUAGCGUGGAGAUGGACGUGAAUACGGACAGUUUGCUCGCGGGUUUUGAGAACCCCGAGGGAUAUGGUGGCAUGUAA